Messenger RNA from Leucoraja erinaceus (little skate), 4997 nucleotides. Its product is annotated as potassium-transporting ATPase subunit beta-like. The transcript is spliced from 7 exons. NCBI's taxonomy places the organism in Eukaryota, Metazoa, Chordata, Chondrichthyes, Rajiformes, Rajidae. Bases 1 to 864 code for a protein of 287 amino acids. Gene Ontology annotation, molecular function: ATPase activator activity. Gene Ontology annotation, biological process: potassium ion import across plasma membrane; intracellular sodium ion homeostasis; intracellular potassium ion homeostasis. Gene Ontology annotation, cellular component: sodium:potassium-exchanging ATPase complex. The record is from RefSeq and is a predicted model, not a curated record.
AUGGCUACCUUCAACGAGAAGAAGACAUGUGGCCAGCGCAUGGAAGGCUUCAAACGCUUCAUUUGGAAUCCAGAAGCAAAGGAAAUUAUGGGGAGGACACCUGGAAACUGGGUUCUCAUCAGCCUGUAUUACGCGGCCUUCUACGUUGUAAUCUGCUUACUGUUUGCCCUGUCCUUGUUUGUGCUGUUAUAUACAACAGACCCAUACAUACCGACUUAUCAAGACAGACUCAAAGCACCAGGUGUGACGAUACAACCACAACCAAAACAUUUGAGGAUCAACUUUAAUAUUUCAGAUCCAAAGACAUGGCACUGUUACGUCCACGAGCUUCAGCAUUUUCUUUCAGUGUAUAAUCAGUCAGCCCAGGAAAAAAUAAACCGCAACUGCACCAGUGGCAACUAUACUUUCCAAGAUGGGUCUGGGAUUGGCCCUAAUUCAAAAUUUGCCUGCCAGUUUACUCGAGACAUGCUGAAGAAUUGCUCUGGACUGGAGGAUCCCACUUUUGGAUACAAAACUGGUCAACCCUGCAUCUUAAUCCGAAUGAACAGGAUUAUCAAUUACUUGCCUGGAAAUGGAACCACCCCAAACGUGACUUGUGCGGUUCUGCAUGCCUAUCCGGAGAAUAUUGGAAAUGUGGUAUUUUAUCCUGAAAAUGGCACCUUUGACCUUUCAUAUUUUCCUUACUAUGGCAGGCAGCCACAGCCAAACUACACCAAUCCAUUGGUUGCAGUAAAAUUCCUGACUCUGAAAAAGGACAACAAAGUUGAAAUUCAAUGCAAGAUUAAUGCGCCGGGAAUGAUCAGUGACAACCCCUAUGAAAAAUUUGAAGGACGGGUCAUCUUUACACUGGAUAUCAAGAAAUGAACAUGAUCUGAAGGAAAAAGUCUACAGUGAUGUGUUUUGGAUAUAUUUAUACUUUGCAUUUUCAGACAAGGUUGCAGAUAUUUAGUGCAACACACCUUCAUUUCUAUCUAUAAUAUAUUCUUCAGCAUGGAAUCCAUAUAAACAUAGUAUGCCGAUUACCGAAUGUGCUGAGUGGCCUGAAUUUAUCUUUGGUAAAUCCUAUUAUAAGACGUCAGUAUUUAACUGCUGCAACAUUAAGCCUGUGUGUGGCACUGAGGUGGGUAUUUAUCUCCAGUAAAAUGUCACACAGGCCUCUUCAUUUCCUCACACUCCUCCUCGUAAUCAUAUGACACUCGCCUUCUCAGUUCCGUGCCUCUACCCUCCUAUCUCAUUCCCAUCCCUCACAUUUGUUCACCUUCUCUCAUUCCAUCUUCUUCCUUCUUCGAUGUCUCUCUCUCAUUUAUAUUGCUCCAGUCCCCUUUUCUAUCCCCUCUUCUCUUCCACCUUCCCAUCCCUUUCUUCCUCUGCCAUAGUCCAGCUUCUAGUUUCUCACUUGACUUGAAUAUUACUCCUCAUUAUUUUUUUUAUACCUAUUUUUCUUCACUGUAUCUCACAUUCCUGAGCCUCACUUAAGAUCAAUUUCAAAGAAUUAGCAACUCCUUUCGGUAUUUUUAUGACAAUUGAUGUAUAUUUUAGUAAUUUCUUAUAGAAUUAGAGACACAAUUGGACUGAAUGAAGUCACUCAGCUUGUGUCCUGCAUAUGCACCAACAAACUGAAUUAAUGUUGCUCCUUUAAUGUGGAAAACCUCUGGUCUUACAUCCUUUCCCAUUUCAUUCAAUAUGUGUUUAUGGCCAUUUUCAGGCAACGGGUCCAAUCUGCUGCUCACCUGCUACAUUCCCGAUGAGGUGAGCCUCAACGUUCAUUCUUUGGCUUCUUCAUUGCCUCCUUGUUGCCUCCUAACCUGUGCAUUAUUCAACUCUCCAUCCAACAUUCCCUAACCACACCAUUCCUACUCUGCCAACAAACCCCAACACCCCCUCACCUCUCCGAAUCCCUUGCAGACCCAAGAUAAACCACAUUGAGGAGCAUCCUUUUUGCUGAUAACUAUGCACUCAAUGCAAGAUCAGAAUCUGAUAAGUUGGAAGGCUUGGACAAAUUUGGCAAUGCCAAUGGCAGCUUUUGCCUCACGGAGAAAACAGAAAUAUUGUGCCUAACUGUUCCAAACGCCCCAUACAUCAUUGUGAAUGGUCAGAGGCUUUCAGUAGUGGACAAGUUCACAUAUCUUAGCACAACUGUCGCAAGAUCAGUCAACAUUUGCAGGACAGCAAAAACCAGCUCUGCUUUUGAAAAUGGAGAUCUAAAGUGUGGGAAUCAAGAAGAAUCAGCCUAAAGACCAAGUUUAAGGUGUGAGAAGCUGUUGUCAUACCCAGUUUAUUCUAUGACUAUGAGACAUGGACAGUGUUCAGUAGACAUGCCAAUGACUUCCACAUGUCCUCGCUGCACAGAAUACUUCACAUCAAGUGACAAGACAGGAUUCCAGACACGCAGAUGAACCUCUGAAAGAAUCACAGAUUAGGUGGGCCAGAACAAUCAUGUUGUGGAUCGAAAAAGAUCUAACCACAUCCCUGAUGAGUCACUAUUGACACAUACCCCUGGAAACAAGAAGCAUUGGAUUGUCCUAUUUGGCGUACCCACAUGAAAAGCGGUACUCGUUCAUACGAGGAACCUAGAACAGAGGAAGCAAAGGGGAAAAGAGAAUCUCAAAAAUUAAGAGCCACUGAUACUUCAGCAUCUUUGCACCUCUGCCACCCAGAUUGGUCUAAUCAGCCACCUCUACACGCAUCACAAUACCAUAGAGUAGAAUUCAUGGUCCUACUCAAGAACUGGUGAUGAACUCCAAUCAUGUCUUUCUCGCAGCUACCUAUUCACUCAUGAACUAAACCCUUACUACCCAUGGGCUUAGUGUCAGUCAUAGAAAUAGACCCUUUGCCCCAAAUUGUUCAUGCUGACCAAGUUGCCCCAUAUUGCUAGUCCCAUCUGCCCAUGUUUAGCUCAUAUACCACCAAACCUUUUCUAUAUAUUACCCGUCCAAAUGUCUUUUAAAUGUUGUUAUAUUACCUGCCUCAUCUACCUUCUCUGGGCAGCUUGUUCCAUUUAAUCACCACCUUCUGUGUGGAAAAAGUCGCCCCUCAGGUUCCUAUUAAAUUAUUCCCCUCUCACCUUAAGCCAAGCCCUGUUGUUCUUGACUCCCCUCCUCUAGGUAAAAAUAUUUUGUGUAUUCACCCUGUCUGUUCCUCUCAUGAUUUUAGAUGCACAGAGUCUCUUGCCCCAGAGUAAGCUGAAUGGAUUGGCACUCAUUCACCAUUAUAAACAUUUGCUCCCUCCACUCCUGGCGCGCCAUCUGCAAAACUAACCAGGGCUGCUUUGACAGCAUGUCCCAAUCCCACAAUCUCUACCACCUUGAAGGACAAAGGAAACGGGAAUUAUGGAAAGGUGACCAUCUGCAUGCCCUCGACUGUACUGCGACUGUCUUGAUGGGGAACCAAGUUCCUUCUGUGCCAAAUGGUUUUCACUCUCCACUUGACAGUAGUUUGACAUUUCUACACAGGUUCAAGAUGGGGGUUACACCACCACUUCUUCAGGGCAAUUUGCUGAUGGAGAAUAAAUACUGGCCUUCCCAGUAUUACCUAUGAAAUAAUAAAAAGUAGAACAUAGAAUUGUACAGAACGUGAAUUUGCCCUUUGGUCCACCAUGUCUGUACAAACCAUGAUGCCAAUCUAACUAAUCCCAUGGUUUGCACAUGGCCCGUAUCCCUACACUCCCUGUCUAUUCAUGUGUCUGUCUAAAUACCUCUUCAACAUUGCUAUCGUAUCUGCCUCAUUCACCUGCCACUUUGGGGAGACACGGUGGUGUGGCGGUAGUGUUGCAGCCUUCCAGCGCCAGAGACCCGGGUUCAAUCCUGACCAUGGGUGCUAUCUCUGCGGACAUUUAACGUCCUCCCUGUGACCGCUUGGGUUUUCACCGGGAGCUCCGGUUUCCUUCCACCUUCCAAAGAUGUGCAGGUUCAGGUAGGUCAAUUGGCUUAUAGUGUGUAGGAUUGAACUAGUAAAUAGUUUCUAGUAUGUAGGAUUGAACUAGUGUAUGGAUCAUCAUUGGUCGGCAUGGACUCAGUGGGCCAAAGGGCCUGUUUCCAUGCUGUAUCUCUUAACCUCCCCUGGCAUCUACCACUCUCUGUGUUAAUAAGUUGUCCUGUGCAUCUCCCUCAAGCUUACUCCCUCUAAUCUUAAACCUAUGCUCUCUAGUAUUUGACAAUUCCAUACUGGGAAAUAGAGUCUGAAUAACGAUACAUAAAAGACCCCAAAUGCUAGAUAAAACAAAGUGCUGGAGAAACUCAGCAGGUCAGGCUGCAUCUGUGGCAGGAAAUGAAAUGCUUUUUAAGUCUGAUGAUGUACCCUAUCAAUGGCUCUCAUCAUUUUAUCAACUUCUAUGAAAACGGCCCCUCAACCUCCAACGCUCCAGAGAAAAGGAUCCAAGUUUGUCCAACCCCUCCUUAUAUCUAAUACAUUAUAAUCCAGGCCACAUCUUCUGCGCCAGUAAAGGGGUGACCAGAAUUGCACACAAUUCUCCAAAUAUGGCCUAUUUAAAGUUGCAACACGACGUUCUAACUUUUAUAUGCAAUGGCCUAAUGAAGGCACAAUGAAUGCAUGUAAAGCACACUAAUUCAUUCAUUUGUCUACCUAACCCAGUCCCAUGUUGAUUUGUUCUUAUACUUUAGUUCACACAUGCCACACCAGUAGCCUUUCUAAAUGUUGCCUUAGAUGUUGCCUUACAUUUAAGAUGUGGAUUGUUGCACCCUAGAAACAAUUACUCACAACAAGCACCAUACCUUACCAUGGCUGUUUUGUAUCAGAUCAAGAAGGCAAUACAGCAUCUGUGGAUGGAAUCAGUGUAUAUUUAUUGAGGACAACCCUAAAGGUCUUAACGGUUUUAGUCUCUCCUCUCUCCAACCAUCAGAUGCACUCUGAUUGUACACUCAUACAUAAGCUGUAGCUUUAUUUCUUUGUGAUCACUUUUCCAGAUUAAUUUGCUACACAUUCAGAAUAUAUUAUUUCUCUGAAAAGUCACUGCAGUAAGAAAUCAGUCUGGAGCAGGG